Messenger RNA from Strongylus vulgaris, 123 nucleotides. Lineage: Eukaryota; Metazoa; Nematoda; Chromadorea; Rhabditida; Strongylidae. The record is from the annotation of a GenBank genome assembly.
AUGGUCUCGGCUAGCAUUGCUCUUGGUACUCGUCUCCAUCUAUUUGAAGCUUUAGCCAAAGUAGGAAGCGAGCAAGAACCCGCCUCUGCUGAGCAAGUCGCAGAGGAGGGCGGUUACAAGGAA